Diachasma alloeum is the source of this 1674-nucleotide messenger RNA. Its product is annotated as phenoloxidase-activating factor 2. Gene Ontology annotation, biological process: proteolysis. The coding region runs from base 93 to 1424 and encodes 443 amino acids. Gene Ontology annotation, molecular function: serine-type endopeptidase activity. The transcript has 6 exons. Lineage: Eukaryota; Metazoa; Arthropoda; Insecta; Hymenoptera; Braconidae. The record is from RefSeq and is a predicted model, not a curated record.
GAUCGCCAACACCAGUCAGGGUCGUGUUAAUCGCGCGUCGUCAUUCCAACAAGAAGGUGAUCGUCUCGAGCUCAAGCACAUCAGGUUUUACAAUGUUGAAGUUGACUGUGAUGUUGCUGGGGGCUAGCAUGGCCGUGGCCUCGCCCCAAGUAUCGAAUUUGGACGUGCUGAUUGACAAGGCAUUCCCGAAUAACAACAAUCAGAACAAUAACGAUCUAAUUGCCCCAUCAAGACCACAACAGACCACACAAUCUGCUAAAAAUCUUGAUGUGUUGAUUGACGAAGUGUUCGGUCAACCAGGCAAUAAUGAUCAACGUAAUGCAAAAAACAAUAUGAAUAACAUUCAAGUUAAAAAUCUUGGUGAUACUUUUUUAGGUGUUGAUAAUCAGAAGAGUAAUGAUAAUAAUGAUGACUGCGAGUGUGUUCCUUACUACCAGUGUCAGAAUGGAUCGAUCGUUGAUGAUGGAGUGGGGCUCAUUGACAUCAGGCUGCAGGCACCGGGCUGCGAGAGUUACCUCGAUAUUUGCUGCAAACGUCCGGAUAUCAUCCCGAACCCAGUCACCACUCCACGUCCAGUGCCAGUACGGAGAGAGUGUGGACGGCGUAAUCCGCAAGGUGUUGGAUUUAGAAUUACUGGGGAUCGUGACAAUGAGGCCCAGUUCGGGGAAUUCCCCUGGAUGGUGGCUAUUUUGAGGGAGGAGGACAUCAACAACGCCAAGAUGAAUGUUUACCAGUGCGGAGGGUCUCUGAUUCAUCCCAGAGUUGUUCUCACGGCUGCUCACUGCAUUGUUGGGAAAACUCCUCAACAACUGAGAAUUCGUGCUGGCGAGUGGGACACUCAGACGAAGUCUGAAAUCUACCCUCACCAGGAUCGUGAUGUAUCUAACUACGUGGUCCACGAGAAUUAUCACGCUGGAGCACUUCGCAACGACUACGCUCUGCUAUUCCUCUCUCAACCGGUCGACAUCACCGAGAGUGUUAAUGUUGUCUGUCUUCCUGAAAUUAACGACGUUUUCGAUGGAGCUAAGUGCUUCGCCAGUGGAUGGGGCAAAGAUGUUUUUGGGAAAGAAGGUCAUUACCAAGUAAUUCUCAAGAAAGUUGAACUCCCAGUUGUCAACCGCGAAAUUUGCCAGAUCAGUCUCCGCACCACACGUCUGGGAAAGUACUUCGUUCUUGACAAGAGCUUCAUCUGCGCCGGAGGCGAACCUGGAAAAGAUACUUGCCGGGGUGAUGGAGGAAGUCCUCUGGUCUGUCCACUUCGCCGUGAUCCCUCUCGUUAUGCCCAGGCUGGCUCCGUCGCCUGGGGAAUUGGCUGUGGUGAGAACGGUGUUCCUGGUGUCUACGCCAAUAUAGCUGCUGCUCGUAACUGGAUUGAUCAACAACUCGCUUAUAACAAUCUAGACAUCACAACCUACGUACCAUAAUAGUCGAUAUAUGUAUUAUGCAUCUGUAAUAAAAUCCUGAUUUUAAUUCAUACGAUGAUUGUCGUUAUUGGAGAGAAAAAGAAAAAUGUGAAAAUUAUGAAGAGAAAGACAUUCAUAUGCAAUAGAAGAAUUAAUAAGUAAGACGCUAAUUUUAUUUUCAAAGUGUCUGUGAAUUUGUUACCUUCAUUCUCGAAUGUACACCAUAUUUAUGAAAUUUAUGUAAUAAAGGAGAGCGAGGCUAAAUGGGCUA